GGGAACACCGCAAUUUGAGUCCAUAAUUGUCCCUCGAAAUUCUCACUCUCUUGAGCUGAGCUGUUUUCCUCCUCCAAAAUCAAAUAAAUUAACCAUUCUAUUCAAUUUAUCAUUACCAUAAAUUUUUACUUUGAUGAACUCCAUGCCGUCGCUACCUCUUUCCGCCGUCUCCGGCCACCGGAAUCUCACAUUUCCAUGGCUCCUACUCCUCCUACUACCGGCAACACUACUUUUACCUUCUCUCACUUUCGCCUCACCUUGCCGGACCUCCUGCGGCAACAUUCCGAUCAAAUACCCCUUCGGAGUCGAUGACGGCUGCGGAGCGCCUCAGUUCCGGCGCAUGUUCAACUGCUCCACAGAUCUCUUCUUCCUCACUCCCUCCGGCACUUACAAAGUCCAAUCCAUCGAUUACGACAAGCAAUCCAUGGUGAUCUACGAUCCGGCCAUGUCGACCUGCUCCAUCCUUCAACCGCAUCACGACUUCGUCAUGACCGAUAUCCAAUCGAUCAUCAUGCCGCCAACGCCGGACACCGUGUUCGCUCUCCUCAAUUGCUCGAUCGAUUCACCGAUCCUCAACCACUACAAGUACCUCUGCUUCAAUUUCUCUGGCCAUUCCUGCGACGAACUCUACGGCGCCUGCAACGCCUUCCGAGUCUUCCAUCUGUUGACGAACAGUUCACCUCCGUGCUGUUUCACUGGAUACGAUACUGUGAAGUUCAUGAGUAUGAACAUUCUGGAUUGCUCGCAUUACACGACGGUGUUGAAUGCGGAGAAUCUGAAGGGCGUAGGGGCUCUGGAUUGGGAUUACGGGAUGAAAUUGAGCUUCUCCGUUCCGGAUUUAGGAUGCGAUCGGUGUUCAAAUUCGGGAGGAACUUGUGGAUUUGAUACUGAAACCGAAGGAUUGUCGUGCCUCUGCUCCAUUUCCUCUAAUCAUACCAGAGAUUGCGUUGGUGGAAAUAUUAUGAGUGGAGGACCAAACGAAGCAUCCUUAGUAAUCAUAUUUAUUUAUUUAUUAGGUAUUAUUCAGCUGGUUUUAAGCUAUUAUUGAACUCCCAAAAAAAGGUGUAAGUUAUUAGGAUUAAAAUGUGGCACUAUUUAAUG
This is a messenger RNA of Cucurbita moschata (crookneck pumpkin), 1101 nucleotides long. RefSeq lists its product as uncharacterized. The coding region runs from base 134 to 1048 and encodes 304 amino acids. NCBI's taxonomy places the organism in Eukaryota, Viridiplantae, Streptophyta, Magnoliopsida, Cucurbitales, Cucurbitaceae. The transcript has 2 exons. The record is from RefSeq and is a predicted model, not a curated record. Gene Ontology annotation, molecular function: polysaccharide binding.